This is a messenger RNA of Pristis pectinata (smalltooth sawfish), 2413 nucleotides long. RefSeq lists its product as uncharacterized. The coding region runs from base 153 to 599 and encodes 148 amino acids. The transcript has 4 exons. The record is from RefSeq and is a predicted model, not a curated record. NCBI's taxonomy places the organism in Eukaryota, Metazoa, Chordata, Chondrichthyes, Rhinopristiformes, Pristidae.
UGGCAGCCAUCACCACAUGUUCCAACACAACAUUCAAAUCAAUUCCAGAUUAAAGAUCUCAAAGUGUUUGUUGCAUUGAGGGACUUCACAGCAACUUCUUCGUUCAGCAUAGAGAUAGUCAUUAAGGAAAGCUUCCUACCUUUCAACUCAGGAUGUUUCUCAGACUCUUUGUGAUUUCCCUGUUUCUUUUGACGAUGGUGCAGAGUAGAAAACGACCUUUAACAAGCGAUGUGUGGAACUACAGAGAUGGAUCUGAUAAGGUUAAUAUGCGUGGAGUUGCCAAUUUGACAGAGAUAUUGGAUAACUGGAGAUUUGACAUUUUGACUCAGAUGAGAAACAUGUUGACAAAUGAUCACCAGUCUCUCCUCCCUGACUAUUCCAGAAUCUCUCCCCUCUCCGAGGCACUUGGUGAUCUCUACAAAGAGUUUAAUUCUCUGAAAGAGCACCUAGGAGAUCUAACUGAAAAGUUUGCUGCUCUGGAAGUCUCUGUUGAUCAAAUUAAAAUGAAGCUUGCUGAAACACCAAGUGGACCCAGGCAAAAGCAGAACCUUCCAAAGAGAAAGGUUCUGGUUCCAAAAAAGAAAGUACCCCAGCAAUAAGUCAAUGUAUGAAUUAUCUACACAGUUUACAAAUCAUAUAUAUUAUAUAUAUACCUAAGGGAUUUGUUGCAGUUGGUUACAGUUUGAUGGUGAAAUGCUCAAAGAAAGAUUUUGUUAGUUAAGAACAUUUCUUAUAAUAUACUUCCAAAAUCUUACAAUCACAAUUUCGUGUAGGCUGGUGUUCUCACACUAUUUUGUUGAUAUUUUCUUCACAUUAUCUCUGCAUCUUAAAUAGAUGUGACACCAGUAUUUCUGAAAAUGUAUCUUUUUCAGCAUUUGUACUAAAAGCUGUUAAAUUAAAGUAAAUGCAGCAACACUGUGCCUUUUAUUUGAUUCCAAACAGCAUGUAUUUAAAGAUACAACCCUACGGGGAAGAAAAUUAAGCUACUAUCACUCCUGAUUAUGUACGGGAUACUUAUCACUGAGGUCUAAUACAACUAAGUAACGGUACAUUAUUGGCACUGACUUUGUUGCAUUUGUCAUAAUUUUAUGCAAUAUCACUUAUCACAAACAAUUUCCCUCAGAGAACAUGAAUGUACCCUUGGAGAGUACAGACACCUCACUCUUGAGAGCACACACUCUCCCUGCAGAGAGAACAGAGCCCUCACCCUGCAGAGAGAACAGAUUCCUCACCCCUCCCCCUCAAGACCACAGAUCACUCACACUCGGAGAAUAAAGACCCCUCACCCCCAAGAAUACAGAGUCCUGUAUAGAUUGAGCAGUAAAAUUUGGGGGAGUUGUUAGGAAUGUGGGAGAAUAAAAUGGGUUACAGUGGGAUUAAUGUUGAAAUGGAUGCUUAAUGCAUAGAUUUGGUAGGACAAAGGGCCUUUGGCACUAUUGUAUCUAUGAUUCCCCUCACCCUUGGAGAGCAAGCAUCCUGCACCCUCAAAUAGCAUGGACCCCGCACACGUGGAAAGUAUGUGCCUGCACCCUUGGAGAUUAUGGACCACAGAAAAUGCUGGAAACCCUCAGCAUGUCAACUAGCACCUAUGGAAAGAUAAAGAGAGUUAACGUUUGAGGUCUGAUGAAAGGUCUUUAACAGAACAAAAACAAAGACAGGAACAAAAUAGGAGCAGGAGCAGGCCACCUGGCCUCUCAAACCUGCACCACUAUUCAAUAUGAUCAUGACUGAUCAGCCCCAGGCCUUAACUUCUAUCUUGUGCCAUCUAUUUGCUGCCCCUUCAUGUCAAGCUUUGAUUUUCUUUUUUCCCUUCUUCAUCCUGUGCCACUGUUUUCUCAUUUCUUUCUGAGUUAUUAAACUUCCCAUCACUAUCAUCCUUCUAAUUUAUUUAAAGCCCUGUCUAUAACCAUAUUUAUGUGUUUCACACAGUUCAAAUGAAGCCUGUCCCAAUGCAACAGCUCCCUCUUCCCAAAGUACUGGAGUACUAGUGCCAGUUCCCCGUGAAUCACCACCCAUUUCUCCUAUGCCAACCAUGUACUUCUCUAAUCUUAUUAGAUAGAUUAUUAAUCUUACUUAUCCUCUGCCAAUUGCAUGUGGCUCAGGUAAUAAACAAGAGAUCAUCACCCUUGUGGUUCUGUUUUGACAUUUUCCCAGCUGUCAAUGUAAGCUUGAGAAACAACACUCAUCUUCCAUCUGGGCAUGUUAAGGCAGUAACAUUGUUAGAGGCAAAUUAUUGCAUGGGAAGUUUGUUCUUUGCUGUUUAACGUGUGUUACUGAUUUCACAAUUUUAUGUUAUAGCCAAAUAAACCCAAUGAUAUAUUUCUUUGCUUCUGGAGGGUAAAAUUAAGACUGAAUGAAAGAAUGAAAAUCAUAAAGAAACUCCAGACACUAAAAAUCUGAAAUAAAAACAGAA